Messenger RNA from Spodoptera littoralis (African cotton leafworm), 3039 nucleotides. NCBI's taxonomy places the organism in Eukaryota, Metazoa, Arthropoda, Insecta, Lepidoptera, Noctuidae. The record is from the annotation of a GenBank genome assembly.
AUGCGUCCCGGUCAGCGGUGGUUGGCGAUCUGUCUACUCAUCACCACGUUCCACUACACAGAAAUGAGGCAUUCAGUCGACACCUUGAAUAUUGAGGACUCCGUCUUCCAUAAGAGAAACAGGCAUCACCACAGGCACAAACACAAACCUGGUCAAAUGUAUGAUCCAACAUUCUUUGCUGACAAGCCUGAGGAGUUCUAUCCAAUAUUCAAUUUAAAAGACGGAAUGCACUUAGUGGAUUAUGAGAUUACACCCAAGCAAGAAACGAAGAGUGAUUGGGUGAACAUGUCCAACGACCAAGUCGGGGAGAUCAAGGACAAGAAACAUCAGCACUGGCCUAUAAAGAGAGAGGCAGUGAUUGAAGGAGAUUUGGUGCUGGGAGGGUUGAUGAUGGUCCACGAGAGAUCAGAUAACAUGACGUGUGGACCAGUGAUGCCUCAAGGAGGCGUGCAGGCGCUGGAGACGAUGUUGUAUACUUUGGAUUUUAUUAAUAAUGACUUGAGACUGAUACCUGGCGUGACUGUUGGAGCUCAUAUCUUAGAUGAUUGUGAUAAGGAUACGUACGGGCUUGAGAUGGCUGUGGAUUUUAUAAAAGGUUCAAUAAGCAACAUAGACGAUGCGGAGUACGCGUGCAAUGCGACAGCUGUCCGGAAGGUGAUAUCUGGCGUUGUUGGUGCGGCCUCCAGCGUCACUUCCGUACAGGUCGCCAAUCUACUGCGCCUGUUCAAAAUACCACAAGUUUCAUUCUUCUCAACAUCACCGGAGCUGUCGAACAAGGCCCGGUUCGAAUACUUCACGCGCACGAUACCUUCCGACCACCACCAGGUGCGCGCCAUGGUGGAGAUUGUUAAGAAGUUGGAGUGGAGCUACGUCUCCAUCAUCUAUGAAGAGUCCAGUUAUGGAAUUAAGGCUUUCGAAGAGUUGGAAGCCUUACUUGCAAAGAGCAAUAUCUGCAUAGCAGUGAAGGAGAAACUGGUGAAGGACUCAGGAGUGGCCCACGAAGGUGCUUACGAUGAAAUCGUAUCCAAGCUGCUCACUAAACCCAGAGCAAGAGGAGCCAUCAUCUUCGGUUCAGACCAAGAAGUAGCAGGGGUAAUGAGAGCAGUGGAAAGAGCCAACGCCACACAUUCCUUCAGCUGGGUCGGAUCUGAUGGAUGGAGUGCCAGAUCCUUGGUCUCCGAUGGAAAUGAGCGAGCAGUUGAGGGCACCAUCAGCGUCCAGCCCCAGGCCAAUGAUGUGAAAGGAUUCAAGGAAUAUUUCUUGAACUUGAACGUGAAAAAUAAUAAGAGGAACCCUUGGUUUGUAGAGUUUUGGGAGGACCACUUCCAAUGCCGCUACCCUGGCAGCCUGAAGACUCCAUACAAUGGCCAGUACUCCAGGACCUGCUCCGGGAUGGAGAGGCUCACAGUCAACAACACGGAGUUCGAGAGACAGCUGCAGUUCGUCUCAGAUGCUGUCAUGGCCUUCGCGCACUCUAUACGGGACAUGCACGCUGCUGUGUGUGGUGGCCGGCCAGGGCUGUGUGAUGCCAUGCGGCCUGCCAGCGGAGCGGACCUGCUGCGAUACCUUCGGAAGGUCAACUUCACCGGUCUGACCGGAGACCAGUUCCACUUCGACGGCAAUGGAGAUGGACCAGCUCGGUACAAUAUCCUGCACUUCAAGCAGGUCAAGAGAGGCGUCUACCGGUGGGUCAACGUUGGGGAGUACCUAGACGGGGAACUGAAACUGGAUAUUGAUGAUAUCCAGUUCAAGUGGGGUGAGCGGCACCCGCCGGAGUCGGUGUGCAGCGCGGAGUGCGAGCUGGGCCAGGCCAAGCAGUACGUCGAGGGCGAGAGCUGCUGCUGGCACUGCUUCAACUGCACGCAGUACGAGAUAAGGUCCAUCGAAGAGACCCAAUGCACGGUGUGUCCACGAGGCACUCUGCCAAACCCCACAAAGACUGAAUGCCGUCCCAUCCCUGAGGCCUACCUGAGGCCUGACUCCGCCUGGGCCAUCGGUGCUAUGUCCUUCUCCUCCGUUGGAAUCCUGCUGACCGCCUUUGUCUGCGGUGUGUGGGUCCGUCACAGUUCGACGCCAGUAGUCCGAGCCAGUGGCAGAGAACUGUCUUACGUCCUACUAGCUGGGAUCCUCAUGUGCUACCUCGUCACCUUUGCGCUGGUCUUCCGACCGACUGAUAUCCUCUGCUCCAUACAGAGGUUUGGAACGGGUUUCUGUUUCACGGUAGUGUACGCUGCUCUGCUGACGAAGACCAACAGGAUCUCCAGGAUCUUCAAUGCCAGCAAACACUCCGCCAAGAGACCUAUCCUCAUAUCCCCGAGCUCACAGCUGGCGAUAUGUGCUGCUCUUAUAUCUAUACAGGUGCUGAUAGUGGUAGUAUGGAUGAUAGUGGCCCCAGCUAAGGCUAUGUUCCACUACCCUACGAGGGAAGACAAUAUGCUGGUCUGCGACUCCUACGUGGACGCCUCCUACAUGAUCGCCUUCUUCUACCCAAUCGUCCUCAUCGUCGUCUGUACUGUGUACGCUGUUCUCACCAGGAAGAUCCCCGAGGCUUUUAAUGAGAGCAAGCAUAUAGGGUUCACAAUGUACACGACGUGUGUGAUCUGGUUGGCGUUUGUGCCUCUAUACUUCGGCACGGCGAGCCAUGUCCCGCUGCGGGUCACCAGCAUGGCGGUCACCAUCUCACUCAGCGCCAGUGUCACGCUCGUCUGCUUGUUUAGUCCUAAGCUCUAUAUAAUCCUCAUUCGACCGGAGCGCAAUGUCCGGCAGAGUAUAAUGCCGGUCCGGUACAGCAGAAAGCCGCCUCCGGCACUGCCGCUGCCGCAUCCACCAGUCAAAAAACCGCCAACAGCGGACAAAGAGACGCAAACUGACCCAGCAGACUUCAAACACCUCAACGGACAGACAGUCCAGCCAAAGAACGAAGAGAAGAAACAAGAAGAUGCGAGCAAAGAGGAGAACAAACAAUGUAAUAAUGUUAAGCCAACCAAUCACAAGUCUAGCACCACCUCAGUAACCAAUGAGAAAGCAGAUACCUUAUAG